AUGGAAUUUUCCAAAUACGCUACAAAUCCGAUGGCACCGGAUAAUUCCAUUAAUAUCAAGGAUACUCCGAUUCCUCAGCUGUCAAACAGCGACUUCCGGCGACUUUUAAUGACGCCACGCGCACCAAUAACUCAUUCUUACUCUUCAGCCGCUGCUGAAGCCUCUGUCAAUGCAGAAGACCGUGAUGCUGAAGAGGGACAAGACAAUCGGCGCCGACCAUACGCUGGCGCAUUUGCUAGUGGUGGCAGCAGUAGUCAGCACUCUAAAUCUAAAGCAGUCGGCCAUUCGGGCGGGCAUCGUAGACACCAAAGGCCGCAGGUCCGGCAGCGUGGAGACACAAAGGGCCGCCCUCCAGUAGCAGAAGAACCUCCUGUCGUUGGCGGUGGUGGCGCUGGCGCUAGUGGAGAGAUUAUCGAUUCUGAGCGUCGGCCUCGUUACCGGGACAGAGCUCGGGAGCGACGAGAGGGCAAACUUACUGUUCGCGAAGCUGAUGGUGAAGAUGACGAACCUGCAGAAAUCCUUGGACGUGAUGCUGAAGCGGAUGAAGAAGCUUUGAGGCGAACCGCCGACUACCGAACCGUUGCACCUACCGCCGAUGCUGGAGCAUCUCAUGCUGAGCGCAGAAAGUUAUUGAUUCAAGAGUCAAAAUAUCUCGGUGGUGAUAUGGAGCACACGCAUUUGGUAAAAGGACUUGAUUACGUCUUGCUUCAGAAGGUGCGACUCGAGAUUCAGAAUAAAGAACGUGAGGUAGAUCAGUUGUUGGAUGUCGAGUUAGACAAACCAGAGAAGCCAGUUAUUUCGGUUGCUGAACCACCGGUCGGACUUAUUGGCAAGAAGGCUGGUGAACAGAUGCAGUUCAAGACCCGCUUAGCCCAGAGCAUUAUAGAGACGCUAUUUGGCCAGUCAUUGCCUUUGCGCAAUGAGUACUUUCAGUCGGGCAGAAUGGCAUAUCGUGUGGAGCUUGAAGACGAAUUUGCUGACUCCGAAGUGCCAACCACAGUAAUUCGCAGCAAGUCAGACUGCCCAUUUCUACAAAGUCACGCUGCAGGCGGUAUCACGACAACCGAAAUUGUGAUAAACAAGUUGACGCAAAUUCUCUCAUACUUACGCGCUGGCAAGCGACAGGCCAAAAAAGCCAAAAUGAAGGGUCGACUCGGGGGAAAGGAAGAGCCUCUUUCUGCUGAACUAGGAAAGGCUAAAAAAUUGCCAGGCAAGUUAUAUCUGAUUACCCGCUUGAAUACAUGUCUAGAGUUAUAUCAUCCUGGGUCCUCCAGUUGA
Molecule: messenger RNA, 1278 nt
Organism: Protopolystoma xenopodis
Lineage: Eukaryota; Metazoa; Platyhelminthes; Monogenea; Polystomatidea; Polystomatidae
Source: the annotation of a GenBank genome assembly